CCAGGCAGGUUCCGGUCCCACCGGAAGCACGUGGCCCCCCACCCCUCGGCGGUUGCCACGGAGACAGGGCUGUUUACCAGCUGGUCGCAGCCAGGCACAGGAGGCGGAUGGAGCUGAGCUGCGAGGGGUCCUGAGAAGCAAUGGCCACAGAAGCUCCUGUGAACCUCGCACCACCUAAACGCAGCACUGUGGUCGGUACCUCAGCUGACAGCUUCAUCUGGCAGCCCAGCUCCCUCAGGAUGCAUGUCAUCAGGCCCAAGUCUGCCAAGGGCCGGAAGCGGCUGAAUCUGCACAGACCACAAGGCACGGGCGAUGGCUCUUCCAGUGUACGGUCUGCUUCGCCUCCACCAUGCUCCUCUGGGUCACCAAGCAGCCAGAAACCCGGAGCCUGUGCACCCGUCUCUCCACCUCAGGGAGCCCCUGACGAGAUGUCGGAGCUGCUGCCACAGAUGCCCAUGGGGGCCACCUCAUCUCUCAACAAGUACCCAGUCCUCCCUUCCAUCAGCAGGAGGAGCCUGGAGGACCCGGCUGUGGACACAGUGGCCAAAAAGGCCAGUUCUCUGCAGCUGAGUAGUGUCCAGGCCCUUUACCAGGAAGAGGCCUGCACCACUGGAAAGUCAAGCCAAGAAGAUUCCAGAACCCAAGUCUGUGCCUUAGAGAAGAAAUGCAUCAUCCGAACCAAGAGACAGAGUUCCUCUGGGGUCUCAAACAUCGAGGAGCCAACAGACCAAGAGCCAAGGCUGCUGCUGGCCAUCAGGUCACCCUCAGGCCAAAGGUUCGUGCGCUACUUCAGACCCAGCGAUGACCUACAGACAGUCCUCACAGUGGCUGAGCAGAAAAACAAAGCCACCUACCAACACUGCAGCAUCGAAACCAUGGAGGUGCCCAGGAGACGUUUCUCUGACCUCACCAAGUCCCUGCAGGAGUGUGGUAUCCUCCAUAAAUCCGUGCUGGGCAUCUCCCAGGAAGAGGGGGAGGGAUGGCCCUGAGUCCACAGCACCAGGCUGGGGCCCCAGAUCUUCAAGCAAAGAGAAUGUUGGGGGGGAGGGUGGAAGCCUCCCACACAGCCUGGUUUCAAGUGCCACAUGAGCCCAGUGAAGCUCAGACCCUCAGGCCUUGUAUAGCAUGUCUGUGGAGACAGCAACACAGCUGCACACGGGCCGAGCCCCCUGGCAAACUCUCUUCUAGCCCCACAUUCCACCACAACAGCCACACAGAAGUUCUAUGGCUGUUCCUAGACAUGGCUACAGCCAGGACUUCUCCCUUCACCGCUGGCUCCUCCCAGAACUGGUUCCUUCCAGAGCACCUGCUGCCCUUGCAGUGAACUCUGGGUCUCUCUCGAAGCCAACACUUUGUUUCUCUGUAUAUGACAUGAGAUUAAACACUUCCCAGAGAGGAUUCUAGUCUAGUAAAUAACCAAGGUUUAGGAAUCAGGGAACUGACAUUGGUUUAUAAGAAACAGGCUGUUGAUCCUGUACAAAGAUCCUGUACAAAGGGAAGAAUCAUAUUCUGUUGUCAUAAACCCCCCAACACACCACACACACACACACACACACACACACACACAUACACACAGACACGCAUGCACCCACCCACGCACAUGCACACACGCAGUUCUAAAACAUCCUAGAGCUAGCCUGAACAAGUUGCCUCCACAGCCAUGGGCUAGCCACAGCUAUUUUUGAGUGGACUGACUAGGUUGGCGCUUCUUGGUAGUGCCUGACUACAGAAUUCUUCCAAAACGGAAGUAAAAUGUGCAAUCCUCUGUUGUUUUUUAAGAUGCACACAGCUACAAGUCUGUACAAGUGUGUGCUAACAACCCCUUGGCCUACCCGGGCAUAGAUAAUUUGUUUUAUUCCCCAAGUCUCGGUGUCUCACCCACUCCAAACAUGGAAGGGCUUUUGCACAACAUCAGUACACCCUGGGGUCUGAUGUCAGGCCCUCCAUGGAAAAAGGAAGGUGGCUCACUGGGGUCUCUCUUCUGUGCUCCUGUUGCAACCAUGCUAUGCAGCUGGCUGACUGGCAUGGAGUGCCCUGUCCCCCUUCCCCAGAGCAUCUGUCACAAGCGCUGGAGAGUCUUGUUUUUUCCUGUAGGGACACAGAUCAUUUGCCAAAGUUCUCUUGUAUUGUAGGUUCAGCCAGACACCCACAGCUCAUCUGCAUCCCUUUACCGCCAAAUUCCCAGUUGGAGUCGGGAACACAGAGACCUUUUAGGCACCUUGUCCCCCUUAGAGCACAGUCACUGCAUGGCCCUGGGUACUGGUACCUGCCCCUGCACCCUCAGUACACAGAUACGGCAGGGUUCAGGUGUUCCUGGAACAUCCUCUGAACAGAGACAUCUUGUGCACAGACAACACCAGCGGUUAGACACAUCCCUCCUGGUGCACUGCCCCUUGGUGAUGUCUAUGAUUACUGUGAACAGGCUGCCUCAUUCCCCCAAGCCACCUCCUGCACCACACAUAUCACUCUAGACUAGGAUACUCCUGGACAUCUGCGAGAUUUAUCAUCCUGCUUAGGUCAGUGGCUCCUUUGAUGGGACUGGCUUUGAUGUAGGCAGGCCCAUGCAGCUGGUCACCUUGUCUACGCAGUGACCAUGGCAGAAGGGACCAGUGGCUUGCACUUGAACUCCCCCAGUGCAGUUAUUUCCCUUGCCCCCAUGUGCACAGCUCUGCCUCUGAUCUAAGAGUCUAUAAAAGCCACACCUACUCUAUGGUAAGAAUAGGAUCCCACCCACCUUCAGCUUAGGGAUUCCAAGCUUUAGAAUGUCCCAGUGAGAAAUGUAACACACUUGAUGGAAUGAGAGACUCCUGGUCUUAGGGUUUUGCUGCUGCUGUCUGGCUUAGGAUUUUGGGGUGGUGGGAGAAAAGGGGGAGCAUGAAGCAUAGGAAUAUUUUAGGAUCUUUUAGGAGACAUGAUUAAAGCUAGAUUUGAGCCAUCAUAGUAAUCUCUCUUUUUCUCUUCUUAGACAAAAAAUAAUGAUACAAACAAUAAAAGCUGAUUUGUGUGAAA
Molecule: messenger RNA, 3009 nt
Organism: Mesocricetus auratus (golden hamster)
Lineage: Eukaryota; Metazoa; Chordata; Mammalia; Rodentia; Cricetidae
Gene: Ubxn10
Product: UBX domain protein 10
Exons: 2
Coding region: 141-989 (282 amino acids)
Molecular function (GO): protein binding
Source: RefSeq, a predicted model, not a curated record